Molecule: messenger RNA, 2871 nt
Organism: Cucurbitaria berberidis CBS 394.84
Lineage: Eukaryota; Fungi; Ascomycota; Dothideomycetes; Pleosporales; Cucurbitariaceae
Product: TPR-like protein
Exons: 4
Coding region: 128-2815 (895 amino acids)
Biological process (GO): protein phosphorylation
Molecular function (GO): protein kinase activity; ATP binding; protein binding
Source: RefSeq, a predicted model, not a curated record
GAACACGAAAGGCGGCACAAGCCAAAUCGACGAUGCUGCGAUUGAUCUUCAAAACAGCCUCGUAUUCAAGCGCGUCUCUGACGAGAACAAACAAAAGAUAUCGUUGGGGAGGCUUACGAAAAGCUCUAUGUUUGAUGCCUUCAUUAAUGAGAUAGUCAUUCUUGGGGAAUCCACCGUCCGGGAGGAGCCAGCGGUCGUUAAGCUCCAAGGAAUCACAUGGGACAUCUUGAGGGAUGAUGAACUCUGGCCAGCUCUGGUCUUUGAGAAGGCUGAUCAUGGAGAUCUAGAAGACUUUCUAGUAGGGGAGGAAGGAAGGAAACUUCACACACUCACCCGCGUAAGGAUUUGUCAACAGAUUGCGUACAGUGUGAGCCGAUUACAUCAAAGCGGCGUUGUUCAUGGGGAUAUAAAACCUGCCAAUGUUCUCAUAUGCAAGUCUCAGCUCGGCAAUCCGCAAGCGCAGCCCGAUAGCUCAUUAUGGGUUGCCAAGAUGACAGAUUUUGGAUACUCAGCCAGAUUCCAAUCUGAAGAACAAACUGUCAAACUGGAGGGACGAUCCAAACCAUGGGACGCUCCCGAGCUUACACUGGGUCAGAGAGUUAUCCCCAAAGAUGCACGAAAAACGGAUAUCUUCUCACUGGGAAUGCUCUGCCUUUGGACUUUGUAUGAAAGGUACUUAUCUGGUAUCGACCAGUUACCGGAAGACGUGGCACUAUUCGUGAAAGAGUGUUUGCCGGAGGCGCCUGGAAAGAAUCACAGCAAAAUAUUCCUCGAGAAACUGAAAAGCAAUGGAAAGCUGAUUGCGUUUGCCACACUCCUGCUAGUCCACCAGGAUUCAGCACAUAGAGAAAGGGCGAUGAUGGAGCAAUUUUUCCAGUCGUCGUUACAACGCAACCCAGAUGAUAGACUCUCGGAACUAGAUCCAGCAAAGCUGGAACUUUGCGAGCCGACCGAAGAUGAGAUAUCAAUGGUGGAUGGAACAUUCUGGCCUUUCGGUAUGAAGAAUAAUGGACAUGAUAGUAUCGAUACUUCCAAUUUUCAGUUUCAGAUUGAAAAGUCCGUCGUGGGUCUCUACCGAGCUGAUUACCGUGUAAGGUCCGGUAUUCGUAAAGAGCUCGAGCGCAAGUACACCCGGACAUUAUCCAAGGACGUCGCAUUCCAGCUAGCUUUGUGUUACAUAUUAGGGUUCGGAGGGGAUUACAAUGAGGCAGAAUCCCAAAGGUUUCUCCACGAAAGCGAAAAGAGCCCAAAAGAGCUGCAAUUGGCCCUGAAGGACAUCCAUGCCUGGGAGGAACGUGUAGAUGACCGACCAGGAGACAUUUAUACGCAUCUCACAACCCGAAACCAUAUUCAGGUCAUUGAUCUCCCCAUCAUGUUUCGGGACCUAGGAAAAUUAGAGGACGCGAAGACCGCGACAGUUCAAGAGCUUCAUGACCUUCAGAGAAAUAGCGGUGGGAAUAGUCGAGCUACAGUUCUCCUCACUCACAGUCUUUGCUCUAUCCUAUCGGCAGAAGGCAAAUGGAAACAACUACAGGACCUAAGCUCUGAAGUAAUUCUCGACAUCCAAAACAAACUCAUUCCAGAGGUGCAAGUCCUCCAGUUAGGAUUCACCAUAUUCCUAGUGCUGGCUUACAAGAACCUGGGUCUGUGGGAUGAAGCUGCAGACUUGCAAAGUCAGGUGUUGCGCAUCAAUACCCAGUAUUACGGUGCAGAUCAUCAAACAACUAUAAUCAGCAUGGAUCAACUGGCAUUGAUAUACGCAGAUCAAGAGCACUGGGAUGUAGCAGAGAGACUUCAGCGACAAGCUAUAGGUAUGAUGGAGCAAAAUUUUGGACGAAAGAAUCGACGCACGCUGAAUGCAAUGAAUAAUCUUUCGAUGACGUACCGAGGUCAGGGAAAGUUGAAAGAAGCGGAGUCGCUGGCGAGGGAGGUGUAUAGAAAUCGGAUGGAAUUGCUGGGCUCAGAUCACCCAGAAACUCUGGUCACGAUAGGCAUCAUCGCUUCCAUUCUUGCGGAUCAAGAAAGACUAGUAGAGGCCGAAGCGCUCGAGAGGAUGAUUUUCCAGACCCAGAAGAAGACUCUUGGCCCAGAUCACGUGGACACGCUUAUCACCAUGAGCAAUCUAUCUUCGAGAUGCUUAGAUCUCGGAGACGUGGAAGUGGCUGAGGCUCUCGGGAAAGAAGCUUUAGAGAUCCAAAAACGAGUGCUUGGUGUGGAGCACCCAGACACUCUCGUCACGAUGAACAAUCUCUCCUCAGUUUACUCCGAACAAGGCAACAUAGACCUUGCCGAGUCAUUGCUCCAAGAACUACUGGAGGUCCGCAAGAAGACUCUUGGUCUGCCACAUGUGGAUACGCUGAUGACAAUGAGCAACCUUGCUUCGAUAUAUACAAGUCAACAAAGACUAGAUGAGGCAGAAUCACUCUUUAGGGAGGUCCUAGCCCUGAAGCAGGAGAUUGUGGGGCAGGAGCAUGGUCAGACCUUUCUAGGCAUGGAAAACCUAGGGGUUGUUCUGAUGAUGCAAGGAAAGCCGGAAAAGCUGAAAGAGGCAGAGGAACUUCAGAACAAAGUCCUCACAAGCAAGACCAAAGCAUUUGGGGUAGAAAACCUUUCUACCCUAUUGACCAUGGAGAAUUUGGCAGUGACAUAUUAUACUCAAGGGAGGGCUACGGAUGCGAUAGAGCUGCUAGAGGAAUGUCGACGAUUACGCGAGAAAUUAUUGGGUGCAGAUCAUGCGAAGACCAUUAUAACUUCUCUCAAGUUAAUGGAAUGGCAAGCUGAGAUGAGUAUGGAGAGUAUGAAUGUGGUAGACUAGAUGUAACGCGAGGUUCAAUGAAAAGGAGGGAUGCGAAAAAUUGAAAUAGUGUGACG